CUAGCUCUCACAGCUAUCAUACUACCAACAGUCACGGAGACCAUAACAACAAUGGCAAAGUGGAGCAUCGUCGCCCUCGCCCUGAUCGGCUGUGCCGUCGCCGAGCCUCCGGUUGGCUACAGCUACUCUGCGCCUUCCGCUCUCGUCUACUCGAGCAGCAGCCACGGCUCCCCGCUCAGCAGCGGCGGCCACUACACCUCCGUGCCCGUCGGACACCAAGACACCGAAGGCUACCACAUUGACCCCCAUCUACUUGGCAAGAUCAAGCACAUCAUCCUUAAGGACGAGAUCCAGAACCAAGCGUACCAGAGCGCCUCCUCUGGCCACGGAAUCUCCGGCCACGGCUUGUCCUCUCACUACGGCGCCCCUGCCCCAGUCUACGGUGUGCCCUACGAGAGGAUCGUCGGCAUCGAACUCGACCACAUCCAGCAGGGCAUUCAGGUCGCUCAGUACCACCAGGCCCAAGAAGACUACUCCGGUGGCUACGCCGGCGGCUACUCUGGCGGUUACUCUAGCGGCGGUUACUCCAGCGGCGGCUACUCCAGCGGCGGGCACGGCUACAGCGGUGGCUCCCUCUCAUACUCCGCCCCCUCGGUCUCCUACACCACCAUCGGAGCUCCCUCCGGCUCCUACGGGGUCCCCUCACCCUCUUCCUCCUACGGCGCGCCUCACCAUUAAACGAAACGAAACACUAUAUAGUCAUCUCAUUUCAUUCAUUGUAAUGUUAUGAUAAAUCAUGUGAUCGCACCCUAGAAGUAAACUUGUAUUAUAUUUGUUGUUAAUGUAAGUUUCUGUAAAUAAAACUACUUUUUUGUAUAAA
Molecule: messenger RNA, 820 nt
Organism: Papilio xuthus (Asian swallowtail)
Lineage: Eukaryota; Metazoa; Arthropoda; Insecta; Lepidoptera; Papilionidae
Source: RefSeq, a predicted model, not a curated record